AUGAAGGGUGCUGCCAAAGUCUUUUAUCUGGCUGUCUUCGCCCUACUUGAUACCUCUCAUGCCGCAGACCCUAAGAGCCCCUCAAGAUCCAAACCAUCCGGUCCUGAUGUUUGCGCGAUAUCCCCAAAAGCAAUUGUCUCCGAUGCUUGUGCAUCUUACUCUACCCUCGAUGGUCUCAACCGGGAUCUCCGACCCUCCCUCAACGAGAUUACGCAGACAACCGACUUCUUCGCAUACUACCGAUUGAACUUAUUUGGAAAAGAAUGUCCCUUUUGGAGUGAUGAGAAUAGCAUGUGUGGCAAUAUUGCCUGCGCUGUAAAUACUUUAGACAACGAGGAGGACAUCCCGAGGAUAUGGAGAGCAGAAGAGCUAGGAAAGUUAGAAGGGCCCAAAGCCGACCACCCAUCGCGACGAGUGCAAAAGGAGAGAGGACCGAAUAAGCCACUGCAAGGAAUGCUAGGUGAUAAUGUUGGAGAGAGUUGCGUUGUAGAAUACGACGAUGAAUGCGAUGACCGAGAUUAUUGCGUCCCAGAUGACGAGGGAGCUGGUGGCAAAGGAGACUAUGUGAGCUUGGUGGAUAACCCAGAGAGGUUCACGGGUUAUGCAGGAGAAGGUGCUGGGCACGUUUGGGACGCAAUAUACCGAGAGAAUUGCUUUUCUAAAGCAUCAUUUCCAAAAUCAGCAUACCUUGGAAGUUCUACCUUCCCAAAGAAAGGCCCCGCCGCCAAUGAGCUACAAUCUGUCAUGCGGGAGCACGAAAGGCAGAUUCUCAACACUCCUUCAGCGACUGGCUUGGAGGAGGAAGACGAGUGUUUGGAAAAGAGGGUGUUCUAUCGCGUUGUUUCUGGCAUGCAUACUUCCAUCAGCACACAUCUUUGCUGGGAACAUCUGAAUCAGACUACCGGAGAAUGGGGGCCAAAUCUUCUGUGUUACAAACACAGACUCCAUCAGUUCCCUGAAAGAGUAUCCAAUCUCUACUUUAACUACGCCCUUGUGUUGCGAGCAGUUACGAAAUUGGGUCCGUUCUUGAAAGACUACACCUUCUGUUCCGGGGAUCCAGUCCAGGAUGCUGCGACCAAGGCCAAGGUUCAGGUAUUGACUUCCAAAGCUGCGGCAGCACCUCAAAUAUUCGACGAGAGCCUAAUGUUCGUCAACGGUGAGGGACCUAGCUUGAAAGAAGAUUUCCGAAACCGAUUCAGAAAUGUCAGCCGGAUUAUGGACUGUGUUGGCUGCGACAAGUGCAGACUCUGGGGCAAGUUACAAACUGCUGGUUACGGAGCUGCCUUGAAAGUUCUGUUUGAGUUUGAUAACGACUCCCAAGAUGUUCCAGUGCUACACAGGACUGAGCUUGUUGCUCUCUUCAACACACUAGCACGUAUCUCCAGUUCUCUCGAAGCGAUCCAUCAUUUCAGGACCAUGGUUGAGGCGGAGGAGACUGAAGCUGAGAGUGUUGGGCAUCACCACGUAAUGUCUGAUCGAGUUACAAAGCCUCGUCAUGUCGUACCUGGAAAAGAGUUUACAGGCUCAAUCGACGACGAUUUUGAUGAACAUGAAGAUGAACCGAAAGCCCGUAAACAUGAAGAAACAGUUGGCGAGAUCUUUUAUAAGGAGUUAGACUUGAUCUGGCGAGUGACGAAAUAUGUCAUCAGGGGUUGGAUCCGAUUCCCCAAGACUAUAUGGGAGAUCGUUGUCCUUGAGGCAGCGAGAGCCUGGGAGUACUACAUUGGGUUACCGGUUUCCCCAAGGAAAUGGGAGAUCAAGCGGCCGAAACUAGACGAGCUUUGA
Lachnellula hyalina is the source of this 1785-nucleotide messenger RNA. It is a transcript of the gene ero-1, whose product is annotated as Endoplasmic reticulum oxidoreductin-1. The record is from RefSeq and is a predicted model, not a curated record. Gene Ontology annotation, biological process: protein folding in endoplasmic reticulum. The transcript has 3 exons. Bases 1 to 1785 code for a protein of 594 amino acids. Gene Ontology annotation, molecular function: protein-disulfide reductase activity; FAD binding; thiol oxidase activity. Gene Ontology annotation, cellular component: endoplasmic reticulum membrane; endoplasmic reticulum. NCBI's taxonomy places the organism in Eukaryota, Fungi, Ascomycota, Leotiomycetes, Helotiales, Lachnaceae.